This is a messenger RNA of Cantharellus anzutake, 1612 nucleotides long. RefSeq names its product P-loop containing nucleoside triphosphate hydrolase protein. Bases 83 to 1462 code for a protein of 459 amino acids. Gene Ontology annotation, cellular component: cytoplasm. Gene Ontology annotation, biological process: cellular response to heat. NCBI's taxonomy places the organism in Eukaryota, Fungi, Basidiomycota, Agaricomycetes, Cantharellales, Hydnaceae. The record is from RefSeq and is a predicted model, not a curated record. Gene Ontology annotation, molecular function: ATP hydrolysis activity; ATP binding. The transcript is spliced from 8 exons.
GCGCGCACUGCUUCCGCAGUUUCUUCUCAUUUGCCAUCACCACUAUCUCAGGACUCAGUUGAAGGAUCUAUUUCCGAGUUACAUGAUGCCAGAAGAGAGGUUGGACGUAUCGCAAUCCCCAAGACUCCGCGACAGACCCGCACGACGUCCAAGCCCCUUAGAAGCACCGUCUAUUCGAGCAUCCAUAGCUAGAUCAUAUACUCCAUCCCCGCCAUUAACGGCUUCCUCCCAAAGGUCAUCGACAUCAAGACCACAUCUUUUCUUUGCUCUGGCCUCAGAUUCUCCAAAUCAAGUUGAAAAACUCUUGAGUUCAGGGAAAGCCAACGCCAACGAUACGGCGGGUCCGCAGGAUCUUCCGGCGCUGGUGUUCAGUCUGACGAACGAUCAGCUUUUGAACAAGACCGAGAUUGUCAAAACACUGUUAGCUCAUGGAGCAGAUCCAUCAGCUGUGGAGCAUUUGGUUCCUCAUGAUAGCAGUGACGAGGAAAGCAAAGAUUUAGAAGAGUCGCCCCUUGCAGGACAAAUUCGGAUCGCGCUAAACCCGGCCAUCGGCUACUAUAUCGGACGCCCGAAUGCCGUGACUCAGGGACAAAGGGAGGCAUUGCAAGCUGGACAAUACGAACCUCUGCUUCAAGCACGCUUCUACCUGAUUGGUCAAGAUCUUGUUCUGCAAGAGAUGACACGCGCCGUGGCAAGCCACUCCAAGAGAAAGAAGGAAUCUGCGUCGCUGUCACUUGUCUUAGUGGGACCAAGUGGACAUGGAAAAAGUUAUUUUGCUUCCAAAAUUGGGUCAUUGCUCAAGUCCCCCCAAUACAUCGUCAACAUGACCAACUUGCGAACGCAAGAGGACCUGCUGCAAGCCAAAUCGCUAGCAUCCGAAUCAGACGUGAGCUUUGAUUCAGAUAAUCUGCAACAUUUCUUGGCACGGCAUGAAGGUUCGCGAUGUGUAGUGAUCCUUGAGGAGAUCGAAAAGACUGCUGAUAAGCAGGUGUUGCAUGCUUUGCUAAUGCCGUGGGAGUUGGGCAAGCUUCCUGCUUCACCCCAGUUAGUAUUCAAUACCUCUCCAGUUAUCUGGGUCUGUACGUCAAAUGCUGGGGAAGAACUUGUAUUCGAAUGUCACCACGCGAAGGAUAUGACUACCAAGUCAGCGCGGGAAGAGUAUCUUAAACUGAUGGCACGGAUGAGGAGCCGUCUCGCUGAUGAAAUUGGGGCCUCUAUCGUCUCCCGCGUGAAUGCUGUUCUACCAUUUUUACCGUUCACAGUUGACGAGCAGCGUGCUCUCGCAUCAGAAACGCUUUCGGAGCUGAUAGCCAGGGAGGAGGUUCGGCCAGAAUGGUUAAAUACAGGGGCGUCAGACGAGCUGGUAGAGAGCGCCAUCGCGGAAUACAUGGAACGUGAGGGCGCCCGCUCAAUUCAUCGAGCUGUGCAGAUGAGAUUUGAGGAAGGGAUGUGCAACGACUAAUGUAUUGCUCGGACAUAUUAGCUAGAAGGGGGAGAGUGCAGCUACAGUGACGAGUACUACAGUACUUAAGCGAUUUGUUGUGCUCCAUUAGUGGCCUACGAUGGUGAUGACUGGGAAUUUGAGCCUGCCCCAUGACAAAAGAAAUAGAAU